AUGAACCCCCACGGCGUCUCGCAGAGCAUGGCACGCCUCCUUGGCGCCGCCGCCGACUUCAUGGCUCUCCUGAAGAGCUCGGCAGCUGUCGCUCAGAUCCCGGGUUACGCGGAAAUGGAGAUCAUGCUUGUUGGAGGCGCGGCCGUCAUAAAACACACUUCGCAUAGAGUGACGAAGGAUAUUGACUUUGCGGUCAGCCCCGACGAAUUCGUGGAGCCUUUGAAACGGGUCCUGCUCAAACACCACAGCGUUUCCUGGAAGCGCCCAGCCGACGCCUACUACUUCAUCGAUGAGGGCGGCAACGACUUCCAAGUUGAUAUUAUGCCCAUCAAAAAUCUCCCUUACAAACCCUCUGGAUUGCAGCGUAUUGUCGACGUCGAUACACAGAAUCUACCAAUUGCCAACCCACUAGACCUUAUCUGCUUCAAAUCGUUUGUGUGUGGCUUUCGGGAAUCGAAAAAGAAGAAUAUAAAGGACGCCGAGGAUGUGAAGGCCUUGAUGAAGCUCUUUCCGGCCGCCGCCCAUCUCGCCCAGCUCUCUCGAGACCAGGUUGGCGUGCUGAAACUCGCGCGUGAGGCUCUCUUGGACUACGGGGGCAAAGACAGGUGGUGGGAAGAGAAUCUGCCGCCGGUCUAG
Aspergillus mulundensis is the source of this 636-nucleotide messenger RNA. RefSeq lists its product as uncharacterized. The coding region runs from base 1 to 636 and encodes 211 amino acids. The transcript has 3 exons. NCBI's taxonomy places the organism in Eukaryota, Fungi, Ascomycota, Eurotiomycetes, Eurotiales, Aspergillaceae. The record is from RefSeq and is a predicted model, not a curated record.